Messenger RNA from Wasmannia auropunctata (little fire ant), 946 nucleotides. RefSeq names its product protein transport protein Sec61 subunit beta (gene Sec61beta). Lineage: Eukaryota; Metazoa; Arthropoda; Insecta; Hymenoptera; Formicidae. Bases 270 to 557 code for a protein of 95 amino acids. Gene Ontology annotation, biological process: intracellular protein transport. The transcript has 3 exons. Gene Ontology annotation, cellular component: Sec61 translocon complex. The record is from RefSeq and is a predicted model, not a curated record.
AGUCGCCCAUAUAGACCUGUGUUGUAAGGUCUAUAGAAUCGCCCGACGAGCGGUUCCGUUUUGUUGCCACGUUGCCGCCGAUUCUCACGUAGUGUCUUCCGAGCGUCGCAGAUUUGUCUCAACCUGCCGUAACGAUCUGUAUUUUGCGGAAGGAUCUCCAGAACGCAAACGCCAUUGGGAUAUCUGGCAUAUUUUGACAGCGAGUAGAGUUGAGUCGCGAGUCCCCCCUCGGCAUCUUCCUGGAUUGUUGACAAGAGAACAGUCGCACAAUGCCCGCCGCACCUAGCGCUACCUCCGUAGGCUCCGUUGGACGGUCGCCCAGCAAAGCCAUAGCGCCGAGAACAGGUGGUAGCGGCACAGUCAGGCAGAGGAAAACCACCGUGACCUCCUCCGCCAGGAACAGGAACACCGGCACGAGCUCCGGUGGCAUGUGGAGGUUCUACACCGACGAUUCCCCCGGCAUCAAAGUGGGACCUGUGCCAGUGCUCGUCAUGUCGCUUCUAUUCAUCGCGUCUGUAUUCAUGCUUCAUAUCUGGGGGAAGUACACUAGGAACUAGAUUUACGUAAGCUGCAUUGAUAUUGUUGGUCUGGGAGAGACAAGAAGCAAUGAGCGACCCAACUGCACAUUGCAGCAUCAUGCAAUCAUAAAUUGGCGCCUCGAACAGGUUAAUAUGUAUUGAUUUUUAAUAUAAAUGUUAUUGGUAAUAUAUCAUUGAAAAGAAAGCUCACGAAACACGCCGCUGCGCAGAUUGUUACAUGAUCAGAACAUAUUAAUGUUGAAUAAUAAGCGAUAACGGGAAAAACCCGGUUUUUUUUUACGAGUUUCUCGAUUACUGUGUAUUGUGAGAAAAGAGCGUGGGAGAGAUUAUUUAGUUUGCAUUUGUAAUAUUAAGGGUGUAAUGUUAUAUAAUACUGAAAUAAAUGUGUAAUUUAUUUUUACCCCUGA